GCAUGUGUCCCUCCUCCUGUGAGUCUGGGCGGCUUCCGGUUUCCGGCCUGUGUUCCAGGGGCCUGAGCGGCGCAGGGAGGGAAGGAUGGUGCUCAUUAAGGAGUUUCGUGUCCGUCUGCCCAUAUCUGUGGAAGAGUACCAGGUGGGCCAGCUCUUCUCAGUGGCUGAAGCCAGCAAGGAUAAUACAGGAGGUGGAGAGGGGAUUGAAGUCCUGAAGAAUGAGCCUUAUGAGCGGGAGGGUGAGAAGGGACAAUACACCCACAAGAUCUACCACUUACAGAGUAAAGUCCCCAGUUUUGUCAAGAUGCUGGCCCCCGAAGGCUCCCUGGUAUUUCACGAGAAGGCAUGGAAUGCCUAUCCCUACUGCCGCACAAUUGUCACAAAUGAAUACAUGAAAGACGAUUUCUUCAUUAAGAUCGAGACGUGGCAUAAACCGGAUUUUGGGACCCUGGAAAAUGUACAUGGAUUGGAUGCAGAGACCUGGAAGGAGGUGGAAAUUGUACCUAUUGAUAUCGCAGAUUGCUCUGAAAUCUCAGAAGAUGACUACAAGCCAGAAGAGGACCCUGCUGUAUACAGAUCGGAGAAGACGGGGAGAGGGCCAUUAACGAAGGAUUGGAUGAACGAGAUCGUUAACAACCCCUCUAGUCCUCACAUGUGUGCCUACAAACUAGUGACUGUCAAAUUCCGAUGGUGGGGCCUUCAGGGUAGAAUGGAGAAGUUUAUUCACAAGCAAGAGAAGCGCCUCUUCACAAACUUUCACCGCCAGCUUUUCUGCUCCCUGGAUCGGUGGGUGGAUCUGACCAUGGAUGACAUCCGCCGUAUGGAAGAUGAAACACAGAGAGAGCUGGAUGAGAUGCGGCAAAAAGGACAAGUCAGGGGGAUGACUGCGAAAGACGAGUAAACUUAUUAUUUUUUUUUUUAUUCUUGGCUCCAUGGACUUACAGAUUCCUCUCAGGCGGAGUCUGCCACAUCUUUCUUCCUCUCAUUGGCUGGACUGCACGGGGUGGGGCGUUUUUCUACGUUCUGACGAGAAAGGAGAGGAAGAGCUGCUGGCCCCACUCCCUACCACCCAUUUCAUUGUCGUCGUGCCCCCCCUCGGCUUCUCUCAUUUAACUUUUUGUCUGCCCAGUUUUUCCAGGGGUAGUAUUUAGCCAUGUCCUGCCCCUGCCGGCCAUUCUCUCUACAAAAUGAACCUUUCCCCCCCCCCCCCCCCCUUUUUUUUUCCACCACUAUUGCUGCAGAACUGGCGAUGGGAACCAAGGAAAAGUUGGCGCUCUUUCGUACUCCCCGUUCCAAUUAUGACAUCCAAAAAUCACCCUGGGGCCCAGUAUUGUGCAUCAAGAAGGGAAUGGCGUGCCUGUGUAAACCUAAAUGAUCUCCUUUUUGUGCAUUACAUGCUUAUCGAGGCAACCGCUGUGUUGUACUUGUCUGCGCAGGCGCCAAGAUCCUGACCUUCGCUAGUAGUGAAGCUGCCAAGACGCAGCAUUUGUCCAAUGGGCUGUUAGUGGGAGCGUCACAAUAAGACUGUUGGACUGGAUGACACGGCAGUUGCGCCUUGGUUAACAAUGUCGUCCAGCAGUGAAGGGGUUAUUUUUUUUUUUGGUCGCUGUUGCAGCUAGUGACGGCCCGCUUGUACCUGUUGACCCCACGUGGCCCAAUGAAUGACAUGUUUACCUUUUUGGAUAAGGAACCCAACAUGGCCAUCUCCCCCUUUGUAUGACGGGUGCACUUCAAUGAUUCCCAAAGGCCCCUUUUGCUUCGAGGGGGUGUUUUUGGUACAGCUGUUGAGGAUUUAAUACCGAAUAAUUUGGCUUUGGCAGGAGAAGAAACAAUUACACGUGCCAUUUUUUUUUUU
This is a messenger RNA of Rana temporaria (common frog), 1855 nucleotides long. RefSeq names its product phosphatidylinositol transfer protein beta isoform-like. The record is from RefSeq and is a predicted model, not a curated record. The transcript has 12 exons. Bases 86 to 901 code for a protein of 271 amino acids. Lineage: Eukaryota; Metazoa; Chordata; Amphibia; Anura; Ranidae. Gene Ontology annotation, molecular function: phosphatidylinositol transfer activity; phosphatidylinositol binding; phosphatidylcholine intramembrane carrier activity. Gene Ontology annotation, biological process: phospholipid transport. Gene Ontology annotation, cellular component: cytoplasm.